UACCGCUGUGCUGACGUAGCAGAGCUCCCAGCGCGAGCAACAAAGCAGAGCUGCUUUUAUUUAUCUUAACCCAAUCUAAUAGAUUUUCUAUCCGUUGUAAUAAAGUUUUGAUAUUUAGUUUAUUGGAAAUUUAAGUGGAAGGAUACAUGCAGUGGUGGCAUCUUCUCCUAGCGGCAGCUGGUGGCCAUGCUACUCCAUAGUUAGCCGGGGUUAGCUAGCCGGGGUUAGCUAGGUCCGGGUGACGGGGAGAGAGGACCGUGGGCAAAAAGCAGCUGAUUAUCGACAGACGAGGGAAACAAUAUUAAUAUUUUUAAAAAUAGCAUAAAAAUCUGGAAUUUGGUUUGUUUUUUCAGUAGAUGGGAUAUUAAGGUAAUUACCAGCCUUUUUGUCGCUAAGUUAAAGUAGCUGAUCUCUGACUGAGGGAGCAGAAAACCCGCUACGAUGAGCUCCGAAGAGGCAGCAGCGCCCAGCAAAGCCGCUCCGGAUGAAGAUGGCAUGACCUGGUGGUACAGAUGGCUCUGCAAAAUCGCCGGGGUUUUAGGAGGAAUAUCCUGUGCUGUAUCAGGAGUGUGGAACUGCGUCACUGUAAACCCUUUAAACAUCGCUGCUGGAGUAUGGAUGGUGUUGAAUGCCUUCGUGCUGUUCCUUUGUGAGGUCCCAUUCUGCUGCCAAUUCAUAGAGUUUGCAAACGCGAUCGCAGCCCGCGCAGACAAACUCAAACCCUGGCAGAAAGCCCUCUUUUACUGUGGGAUGGCCCUGUUUCCCGUGUUCCUGAGCUUCUCUUUUACGACCUUGUUUGGAAACGCCAUCGCCUUCGCUACCGGCGUGCUUUAUGGCCUCGCAUCCUUAGGCAAAAAGGGAGAUGCUGUGACUUAUGCCAGACUACAGCAUCAGAAGCAGGGGGACGACGAGAGGAUGGCAGGGACAGUAAAUGGAGCUCCAGAGUGAGGCAGCGCCUGUUGCAGUGUUUCCAUCGUGUUGUUUUGCAGUUUUUACUUGAAACUUUUCCUGCCGCCAUUCCUUUCGUUCCAUCUGUCUGAUUUUAUUCUCCAACACUACAGAACUGUUGUAAUGUUUAUUUGUUUGCCUGGUCUGGUGCAUGAACCCAGUAACAUAAACAUACCUUGAUGGAUACCAGAUGGGAUUUUUUUCAAUAUGGCUCAAAGUAUUUAACUACAGCUAUGUUUUAAAUUCUCCAUUUA
Messenger RNA from Cyprinodon variegatus (sheepshead minnow), 1202 nucleotides. RefSeq names its product calcium channel flower domain containing 1 (gene cacfd1). The coding region runs from base 442 to 948 and encodes 168 amino acids. The transcript is spliced from 5 exons. Gene Ontology annotation, biological process: vesicle-mediated transport. Gene Ontology annotation, cellular component: membrane. The record is from RefSeq and is a predicted model, not a curated record. Lineage: Eukaryota; Metazoa; Chordata; Actinopteri; Cyprinodontiformes; Cyprinodontidae.